UUAUAUGUAUUUGUGUGUGUGUAAAUAUAUACAUAUAUAAACAAAUGCAUAUAUAUAUCUAUGAAUUUCUAUACAUAUCACUGUGAACCGAGGCAGGCAAGAGGAAAAUUCUACCAUCGGGGCUGGUCUCUGAUCGUGUAAUCGUGUUUGAUAUUUUCAGCAUUAUUUUUCCCAGAUCUUUAACGUCAAGAGGAGGAAGGACUACGUGAACACAAUUUCCUCUUGCUAUUUUUUCCUUUUCCUGUGGCUACCUCUCCUCUUGUUUGGAUUUUGGAGAAAUUCAUAGAGGAGACACAAACAUUUUCUCAGCUGAACUGGAAGACAGAUAAAAAGAGAAAUCCGCUGGAUUCCUGUGAUUAGCGCUGUUUCUACCAGCGUAGCCGUUGCCGUGAGCCGGUCGAGGCGUGCUGCGUUUGAUCUGAGGAGCAGCAGCAGCGUGUGUGUGUGUGUGUGUGUGUGUGUGUGUGAGAGUGUGUGUGUGUGUGAGAGUGCCUGAGCCUCGUAAGCCAGCUCCUCAUCCCAGCCAGCCCAGCCAGCAUGCACAAACACCACCACUGUUGCAAGUGCCCAGAAUGUUACGAGGUGACGCGCAUGGCCGCGCUGCGCAGGAUGGAUGCCCCAGCGUACAGUGACUGGCAGCCUGACCCCUAUGGAUACCCAGCUGGCUAUGGGAGCGGCCAGACCCUACCUCCCCAAGUCCCAGCCGGAGGAGGCGGGGGCGGGGGCAUGGGGGGCGGGGGCACGCUGGGCAGAAGUAAGGGCAAGAUGAUGUCCUCCGGGCCAGGGGGGCCGAACCCCAAGGGCCAGUCCAAGGGCGCCCCCAAGGUGAACGGAAACAACUCCAGUGGCCAGGGAGGAUGGUGGCCCGAGUGCACCUGUUCCAACCGGGAAUGGUACGACCAGGCCAACCCUCCCCCCAUCAUUGUCAACGCAGACUCGCUGGAUGCUGGCCCUUAUGUGAAUGGAAGCGAUGGCAUGUACAAAUAUGAAGAGAUCAUCUUGGAGAGGGGCAACUCUGGCCUGGGCUUCAGCAUCGCUGGAGGGAUAGACAAUCCACACAUCCCAGACGACCCGGGGAUCUUCAUCACCAAGAUCAUACCUGGAGGGGCUGCUGCCAUGGAUGGUAGGCUGGGGGUGAAUGACUGUGUGCUGAGGGUGAAUGAGGUGGAUGUGUCUGAGGUGGUGCACAGCCGGGCGGUGGAGGCUCUGAAGGAGGCGGGGCCUGUGGUCAGACUGCUGGUGCGCCGACGGCAGGCUCCACCCGAGACCAUCCUGGAGGUCAACCUGCUCAAGGGGCCCAAAGGGCUGGGCUUCAGCAUCGCUGGAGGGAUUGGCAACCAGCACAUCCCUGGAGACAACAGCAUCUACAUCACAAAGAUCAUCGAGGGGGGGGCAGCGCAGAAAGAUGGCCGUCUGCAGACUGGAGACCGCCUGCUGGCUGUCAACAACAUCGUGCUGCAGGACGUGCGUCAUGAGGAGGCGGUGGCGGCGCUGAAGAACACCUCAGACAUGGUGUACCUGAAGGUGGCCAAGCCCGGCCCCGUGCACCUCAACGACAUGUACGCCCCACCAGACUACUCCAGCACCUUCCCCGCCAUGGUGGACAACCACGUCAGCCACAACUCCAGCAUGGCCUACAUGGGAGCCAUGGAGCCCAAGCCUGUGUACCCGCCGCCCCAGGCCACCCCCUCCAGAUACUCCCCAGUGCCCCGCCACAUGCUAGCUGAAGACGACUUCACCAGCUCCCUUGUUCCUGGUUCACCCUGUGGUUUCUGUGUACCGUCCGGCAGGGCCGAGCCCGUUUACAGUGCCGUCCACAAACCGCUGCUGGGGGAGUCCGGCAUCCCGGCCUCCGCCCCCCAUCUGUGCAGCGGGGCGCUCGGGGACGCCCCCCCCGCCCCGUCACCCGCCUCCUGCCAAAGCCUGGUGCCCUACAUCGGCAGGGAGCCGAGGAAGGUGCUCCUGCACAAGGGCUCCACGGGGCUGGGCUUCAACAUCGUGGGCGGGGAGGACGGCGAGGGCAUCUUCGUCUCCUUCAUCCUGGCAGGUGGACCGGCAGACCUCAGUGGCGAGCUGCGGAGGGGCGACCGCAUCCUGUCGGUGAAUGGGGUGAACCUGCGCCAAGCCACCCAUGAGCAGGCAGCAGCUGCGCUGAAGAGAGCUGGCCAGACGGUCACCAUUAUUGCACAGUACAGGCCAGAGGAGUACAGCCGCUUUGAGUCUAAGAUCCACGACCUGCGGGAGCAGAUGAUGAACAGCAGCAUGAGCUCUGGGUCUGGCUCCCUGCGCACCAGUGAAAAGAGAUCCCUCUACGUCAGGGCUCUGUUUGACUACGACCGCACCAGGGACAGCUGCCUGCCCAGCCAGGGUCUGAGCUUCUCGUACGGGGACAUCCUGCACGUCAUCAACGCCUCUGAUGACGAGUGGUGGCAGGCACGACUGGUCACGCCCCACGGCGAGAGCGAUCAGAUCGGGGUCAUUCCCAGCAAGAAGAGGGUGGAGAAGAAGGAGCGGGCGCGGUUAAAAACAGUCAAGUUCCACGCCAGGACGGGCAUGAUCGAGUCCAGCCGGCCGGUCAAAGUAAAGCGCAAAAAAAGCUUCAACCUGUCACGCAAGUUCCCGUUUUACAAGAGCAAGGAGAACAUUGUGCAGGAGUUUGUGGAGUCUGAACAAUGCUUAACUUCUAACACAAGUGACAGUGAAAGCAGUUCAAAAGGGCAAGAGGACACCAUCCUGUCGUAUGAGCCAGUGAUUCGACAGGAGAUUCAUUACACGAGGCCUGUGAUCAUCCUGGGCCCGAUGAAGGACCGAGUAAAUGAUGACCUGAUCUCCGAGUUUCAUAAGUUUGGCUCAUGUGUUCCACACACCACUCGCUCCCGGCGAGAGAACGAGAUGGACGGGCAGGACUACCACUUCGUGGGCUCACGUGAGCAGAUGGAGAAGGACAUCCAGGACAACAAGUUUAUUGAGGCGGGCCAGUUUAACGAGAACCUGUACGGGACCAGCGUCCUGUCUGUCCGAACGGUGGCCGAAAGGGGGAAACACUGUAUCCUGGAUGUCUCUGGGAACGCCAUUAAGAGACUGCAACAAGCACAACUUCACCCCAUCUCCAUUUUCAUCAAGCCCAAAUCCAUUGAAGCUCUUAUGGAAAUGAAUAAGCGGCAGACAUAUGAGCAAGCCAAUAAAGUCUUCGACAAGGCACUGAAGCUUGAGCAAGAAUUUGGAGAAUUCUUCACAGCCAUAGUCCAGGGUGACUCACUAGAGGAGAUUUACAAUAAAAUCAAGCUGAUCAUCGAGGAGCAGUCGGGGCCCUACAUCUGGAUCCCUUCUUCUGAAAAGCUCUGAGCUGCCAGCUCCUCUUCUCUGUGCCAGUGUGCGGAGCCCCCUGCCACCCCCCCCCGCCCCGCCCCGCCCCUCUCCCACUCAAAGAGACCCCCCCCCCCCACCACCACUUCCCCUUUUUACAGAUGUUUCAUAUCAAAUUUUAGUGUCAUCAUUAUGUUACUCUCAAAUGAAAAAAGAAGUCUUCUCACCAUUACUGUGACUGUGCACAUCCCCUGCAUGAGUUUCUCAGCAAUUCCAUUCAAGACUGGAAAUGCCGUUCCAAAUGAGGUUUUUUUUGUCAUGUAAACAAAAAAGGGAAAAAAUGAACAAACUCCUUGGUGAAAAUGGAUGGACAAAGGAAGAAUGUCUUAAGAUGCUGGCUUGCAAGUGGGAAUUUUUUUCUUUUUCUUCCCUUUUUUUUCUUUUUUGGGGGCAAAAGUGUCCUGGUGAAUUGAGACAAAUGGUUCUGCAGCUGGAGCUCUGCUCUGUUCAUCCGAUCCCGUGAGAAAGACAGACAAUACUGAGCACUGGAGGAAGAUGAGGCCCGCUGAUGGUCAUGGCUGGUGUUUAUACCUAGCCAAGAGAUGGCGUGGAGCGACCCUACAAACUGGUUAUCUUUAGUAAACACAAACCAGCUCGCUGUUUGAAUGGCUGCCAGUUGUUGUGAAGCCAGUCCAAUAAAGACAUCUUUGGGAGUCAGAACAAAUGGAGGGAGGGGUAUGAAUCAUUUGUAUUUCUGAAAUCACAAGGUAAAUACAAAUCCUAUGGAGAGAUUUUACUACAUAUUAAAUACUACGGUACACAUUUUACACAUCGCUAGAAUUGUCUAUUUGGAGGGCUGUUAGAUUACAUUUCUUUGUCCUUGGUUUAGUGUUUUUUUUUUCUUUUCUUGUGGUUUUUAGCUGCUCUGUAAAAUAGAUGGGGGUAGAGAGGUGUAACUGGGCUCUCUGCACAACACCAAACUGCCUUAUAAUACAAUUGUCAAAUUGCUUGUCUGUUCAUCAUGGGGGAAGCUAUGAAAUUCUUAGAACCAAUCAAAAGAAGCAGUGCACACUUGAAGGUUGUCCGCCGCCCUGAAGGAGGUCUAUCUUGAGGGUGCAACUGAUAGGACCAAGUGUCUUACCUUUGUCAAGUUGUUUUUACCUUCAGUGUUUCUCCUUUUUGUCUGAAAACGACGAGAUGAAUUCUGAUUUUGGCAGCCAGCACUCCCUCGCCCAAUCUUGAGCAGCAGACAGCCCACUUGCACUUCUUCUGCCCUCGCUGGUGACCCUUCAGACUGAAAGGUGGCAUGGUACUGUCCUGUAAGCUGCCUGACGGGGCGGCCUGAAAACGGGUAGAUCAAGAUAAUUGUAUUGGAUAUUCCUCUGAUUAAUUAAAGUCAAUAUAGCGUGAUCUGGACUAUUUUCCCCUCCCCUAACAAAGUUUUAAUUAAAUCUAUUUGUUCUGUAUAAUUCCAAAAGGUGAUGUUUUAUAUCCUUUUGACUUUGUUCCUGGGCAGUUGUUACUCCACUGUGUUGAGCCUUGUGCUGGGGGGAGGGGCGGGAGGGAUGAGCCUGACGCACGGAGGAACCCACUCAAGACCUUUAUUGUGGAUUUUAUAUGGAAUCUUUUAAGCAAAGGCAUUUCCAUCCGAGGAGAUCAGUUGGUGUCUGAUAAGCAUAUUGGUAUUUUAUUCUACAUGUCCUUUUGUUUGUUUGAAAAACUACUUUUGAAACGACAACAUGAACCCCCCCUUCAUGGUACCCUGGGGUAAUUUCAACUGUCAACAGAAGAGGAGCGAGUCGUCCCUGAUGGAGCAGGCCUACCAGCCUACAUGCGUGUGAGGGAGGGGGGGGGGGACUACCUUGCUGGAGGAAGUACCAAGUCCUUUCACUGGUCAUCAUAUUAUUUUCUUUUUGUAUGGUUUUGGCGUUGGAGACAGGGCAUGGAAGGCUAGAGCCAAGAUGGCGUCCGCUGGGGGAGCUGAUGUGGCCGUGCGCGCUAUGCCCCAGCCACCUGUUCCCUGCAGGCGUUACUGCAACAGGUGUCCCACCAGCCCAGGCACCUCCGCUGAACCAGCUGUCAUACCUGUGUCAAUACCAGAGUUCAGGGAAUUCAAUUUGAACGGAACAGAGCCAUUAAAAUAAACUGCUUACAGACUGUUUCAAAAGGGUGUGGUCGCUGUAACAUGUAAAUACCCCUCACUUGUGCUUCAUGCAUGUGUGAAACAACCGGGACAAACAUUCUGUUUUAUAGCUCACAAAAUGUCAGGUAAGUCAAACGUUGGAUUAUUCUCAGAUUAAUUUCCAUACAGAUGUGCCGUACUAUUGUUGAUAUUUCUCUCUAGAUAACGAUAUUCAGCUGCCUAUUGGAACACAUUUUCUAGUCGGUUGGGGAUCUGAUCUCCCUAAACUGGGCCUGUCUAUUUGUGAUUUCUUGUGGAAUUUGUCUGAGUGUAUAGAUGACAAAAAAAUGUAAAAAGUAAAUCCAGAGAAACAGACAGCAGCCUGUAGGAUGAUCCUCUGAACACAAACACAGGAAGGAAGGAGAACUCCUCUUUUCAUUUAGAAGCUUAGAAAUGCUCCUCUGUUGUGGAGAGGAGACAGCUGACUGUUAAAAGUGUCUGGUGUCAGUCAGCCAUAUCAGUAAAAGCCCAAAGAACUUUAAUCCAUUGUAAUCUUUCUAAUGCGGUUGCUGUUUCCUGAGAUUGAAUGGGUAUGUGUGGCCUGGUGAGGGAGGGUCUGUCUGCCCCAGAGAAGGUCUGAUCAGAUCAGAUCAAAUGAUUUAAGGCUGGGUGGGUGGGUGGGGGGCUUCUGGUUGGUCACUGAUGUGAGCGAGCGCGCGCGCGUGCACAUGUGCAGUAAGUGCUUGCAUAUAUGAACCCUUUGAUUGUACAGUGGUCUCCUCCUCCCCGUGACUCCAGCUGGGCACACACCGAUCAGGAACGGAAGGCAAAACCAGUUUUUUCUAUCCUGGUCUGGAGGGGAUACAGUCCUGCUACUUUUCUUUGGGAUUUUUUUUGACUGGACAAAAGUUUUAUUUGUUUGAAAAUAAUAAAAUAUGUGACUCUG
Clupea harengus (Atlantic herring) is the source of this 6374-nucleotide messenger RNA. It is a transcript of the gene dlg3, whose product is annotated as discs, large homolog 3 (Drosophila). Gene Ontology annotation, molecular function: protein kinase binding; ionotropic glutamate receptor binding. The record is from RefSeq and is a predicted model, not a curated record. Gene Ontology annotation, biological process: embryo development; receptor clustering; cell-cell adhesion. Lineage: Eukaryota; Metazoa; Chordata; Actinopteri; Clupeiformes; Clupeidae. Gene Ontology annotation, cellular component: neuron projection; postsynaptic density membrane; basolateral plasma membrane.